Messenger RNA from Pollicipes pollicipes, 1631 nucleotides. RefSeq names its product cleft lip and palate transmembrane protein 1 homolog. The transcript is spliced from 9 exons. Gene Ontology annotation, cellular component: membrane; endomembrane system. Lineage: Eukaryota; Metazoa; Arthropoda; Thecostraca; Pollicipedomorpha; Pollicipedidae. The coding region runs from base 1 to 1275 and encodes 424 amino acids. The record is from RefSeq and is a predicted model, not a curated record.
AUGGCAGACAGCUCGGGCAAGGCGGACACGAUCCAGUCCGAGCGGCUGUCGCACUGGCACCCGAACAUGACGGUCAGCCUGGUGCACGACUUCACCACCUGGACGCGCGCCGCGCUCGUGCCACCCAUCGACGAGUACCUGCAGUUCACGCCCUCCGGCGAACGCUACAGGCCCAUCCUCUUCAUCAACGAUUACUGGAACCUCAACAAGGACUACUUCCCGCUCAACGACACGAUGAAGGAGCUGGAGCUGCUGCUCACGUUCCACCCUAUCACGUUCUUCAAGUUCCAGCUGUACAGCUCCAUGGGCAUGCGGAACAAGUGGACGGCGAGCCUGCUGGGAGACGCCGCCGGUGAAGAGAAUGACGAGGACCAGGACUCGAUGAAGGAGGCGAUCCUGGAGACGAACGUCUACCUGAUGGCGCUGACUGUGGCCGUGUCGCUGCUGCACAGCGUGUUCGAGUUCCUCGCCUUCAAGAACGAUAUCCAGUUUUGGAACAACCGGGAGUCGCUGGAGGGCCUGUCGGUGCGCUCCGUCUUCUUCGGCGUGUUCCAGGCGGUCGUCAUUCUGCUCUACGUCCUGGACAACGACACCAACACCGUCAUCAAGAUCAGCUGCGGCAUCGGUCUGCUGAUCGAGCUAUGGAAGAUCACCAAGGUGUCGGACGUGAAGAUCGACCGGCAGAACCGACUGCUGGGCAUCAUACCACGCGUCACGUUCGCCGACAAAGGCUCCUACGUGGAAUCGAGCACGCGGAAAUACGACAAGCUGGCCUUCAGGUACCUGUCCUGGGCGCUCUUCCCGCUGUUGGGCGGAUACGCCGUGUACAGCGUGGUGUACAUGGAGCACAAGGGCUGGUACUCGUGGGUGCUCUCCAUGCUGUAUGGCUUCCUACUGACCUUCGGUUUCAUCAUGAUGACGCCUCAGCUAUUCAUCAACUACAAGAUGAAGUCGGUUGCCCAUUUGCCGUGGCGCAUGCUGACGUACAAGGCGCUCAACACGUUCAUCGACGACAUGUUUGCCUUCGUCAUCAAGAUGCCGAUGAUGUACAGAAUUGGCUGUCUGCGGGACGACGUCGUCUUCUUCAUCUUCUUGUACCAGCGCUACAUCUACCGCGUCGACCCGAGCCGCAUGAACGAGUUCGGCUACUCGCAGGAGAUGCUGGAGCGCCGGGGUCAGCCGGCGGCCGACGGCGCGACCGCUGCGCCGCCGCUGGAGGGCGCGCCGGCCGAGCCAGCCCCACAGAAGCCGGCAGCCGAGAAGAAGGCUGACUGAGCGCGGUGCACCUAGUCGGCGGACGUCCGUGUGCGUGUCUCUGUGUGUGUGCAUGUUGUGAGGCCAGCCCGUGGCCGGCAGGCUGGCGCUGACCGUGCGCUCCGCCUGCCCCGUCACAAGCUGUCCGCCACGGGCGGGACGGACGGAUGGCCCGUCCGACCCCGCGAGCUUGUGGAGAUUACUGUAUACAAUGUUUUAGUCCACCCCGUGCAUACCCUGUGUUCGCCGCGUGCUGGCAGGCCACGUCCCCUCGUCACUCGCCCCCGAUGCGUGGGCGCGCCAGCACGCGCUAUUGUGGUAAUUUAUACAUUCAGUGAUGGUCUUUGCUCGUUGGAAUAAUACACGCAGGGGCGCGC